AUGGCAGAGGAACUCAUUUUCGUUGCUCGCCUGGGCGGCAUUGGAGAGGAACGGUCCGAGCGACGUCCCUCUCGCAGCCGCGUCGUCCUGGUGUUUCCCUGCACGUCGUCGCACCUCAUCUGCCUGGAGUGCUUUGGCAUUUACUGUCGGAGCCGCCUGGACGAGCGCGGAUUUGUGCAGCACCCGCAGCUGGGCUCCACGCUGUCCUGCCCGGUGGGCUUUGAGGACUCCUUGAUCCAAGAGACCCACCACUUCUGCCUCUUGGGACCAGAGCAAUACCAACGCUACCAGCGGUUUGCGGCCGAGGAGUUUGUGCUGCAGGCGGGAGGCGUGCUGUGCCCCCAGCCCGGCUGCGGGCAGGGCAUCUUGGUGGACCCUUGCUGCACGCGGGUCAGCUGCGAGGCUGCCACCCAAGGCUGCGGGGUGAACGGGACUGCCUAUUCCUCCCAACCGCUGGUUUUCUUACCUGCAGGAAGCGUGUCGGCGUACCCGGUGGACGAGGCCCAGGCGAGAGACAGCCGGUGGGACGAGGCCAGCCGGCUGACGGUCCGCUCCACCACCAAGCCCUGCCCCAUGUGUCGCACGCCCACCGAAAGGGACGGUGGCUGCAUGCACAUGAUCUGCAGCCGCUCCCAAUGUGGCUUCCAGUGGCUUCCAGUGGCUUCCAGUGUCUGGCUCUGCCAGACGGAGUGGUCACGCAACUGCAUGGGGGCGCACUGGUUCGGCUGA
Ixodes scapularis (black-legged tick) is the source of this 729-nucleotide messenger RNA. RefSeq names its product E3 ubiquitin-protein ligase parkin-like. Gene Ontology annotation, cellular component: cytosol; endoplasmic reticulum; cytoplasm. The record is from RefSeq and is a predicted model, not a curated record. Gene Ontology annotation, biological process: regulation of cellular response to oxidative stress; negative regulation of protein phosphorylation; positive regulation of proteasomal ubiquitin-dependent protein catabolic process. Gene Ontology annotation, molecular function: ubiquitin protein ligase activity; ubiquitin conjugating enzyme binding. The transcript is spliced from 5 exons. NCBI's taxonomy places the organism in Eukaryota, Metazoa, Arthropoda, Arachnida, Ixodida, Ixodidae. The coding region runs from base 1 to 729 and encodes 242 amino acids.